AUGAAAACUAAAGAUUAAGUGCUCAAAUAAGUAUAUGAAAGUAUUGAAUUAUUUUAUUAAGACGAUAAUAAAACAUUUGGUAAAAAGAAUAAGCCAAGAAAUGAAGAACCAACUAUGUUUGACAUUAUGAAAUGGCCUCGACAGUAGGAUGAACCGUGGGAUUUUAAAAAGAAAAUCUAAGUAGAAAAAGAACCAGAAACCAAAAAGGUUACUGCAAGAAUCAAUCAUGAAAAUUAACAUUGGCAAACCGAAAAUAAAGAUAAUUUUAGAAAAAUUGAAAAAUUAAAGGUUGAUGAUUCCUAAAUUUAUGUGUAAAAAUUAGAUGAAAAAACCAUCAAAAACAUUGCUAAAUCUUGUGAAUGUUAAAAUAGUAAGGCAUAAUAAGCAAAUUAACCCUAAUAAUAUUAAUAAUAAGAGGAUUUAGAUAAUCAAUAUAAAUUGCCUUUAAAAUGGAAUCCAAAGCAAUAAUCUGCAUAUAGAGAUAACUAUUAAGUGAAAGAUAUAAAGGAUUAAAAUGAACUUAUCUAUUAAUUAGAACAAAAUAAUCAAAAUUUUAAAGGAUAAUAUAAAGUGGUACAUCCAUAAGGUGGAUUUUAUUAUGAAGAAUCUAAAAAGGAAGAGGAAGAUGUAGUAAGUUCUGAAGAAGAAGAUGAAGAAGUUAAUGAUUAAUAGAACGAUGAUUAGGUGAAGAAGAUGACAACCAAAUUCAUCAAGAAAGCGAAGACUUUAGAUCCAAAUAACCCUGAAGAUGCUGAAAAAUUGAAAAGAAGAUAGGAAAGGAUUAAGAAGUUUAAUGGUGAGACAAGAUGGAUAGCAGAUUCAGCAUUUACAACAUACUUUGGUAAACCUGCUUGGGGUCCAUAUGGGUAUAAUAAUGUCAAUCCGACAGUUGGAGGAGUAAUAUAUGGGCAACAUCUACUAUCGCACAAUGUGUAACCUCAUAGAAAUAGGAACGAUCCAUAUUACAUAUAGACAUAUUAGAACGCAUUAAGAAAAGGAGCUGCAGUUGCUAAUGUAGAACCAGAACCCCCUCGGAAUUGCAGAGAAGAGGAUAGAUUAAAUCCAGAAUAGGUGGAAGCAUUAAAAUCAAGGAACCCUUUGACUCCGUAACCAUACUAAGACUUAAAGAAGUAAUUGGAUUCAAAAGGCAAAUAAGUUAUACCUGAGUUCAGCAUUAAAAAACCAGAUUUGAGUAACACUCUAAGGUUUGCUUCUGAAGCAGGGAGUGUUUAAGGUGAAUAACUUCAAUAGGAGAAUAAGAAGAGUCAACAAAAGAUUAAGAGGCCAUAAUCAGCUUUGGAUAAUAGAACAUAGAAAUCAUAAAAUGAGAAUAAGUCAAAAAUAAGCAAUGAUUAGAAAACAAAGGAUUCUAAAAAGAAACUAGACAAGAAAGUUUAAAUGCAAUCAGAAUCAAAUUUAAAAGUUGAUGAUUAAUUAGCUAUUCCUGAUAAGGCAAGCAACAAGUUUAUAGAAGAAUUAAAAUAGAAGAAGGAAAAGGCUAAUCGAUUGACUUGCAAAGUGAAUGAGAUAAAUCCUUCAUUAUUGAAAAAAUCACCUAGAUAGGAGUAGAAGAAUUAGAUAACAGCUGAUCUGUAGGAAGUGAAAUCGUUUGAUGACAAAAAUCCACCCCCAAAUUAUUUGUAAUCAUUGGACCCAAUAGAAUUGAAUCCUAAAAAUUAUAAGGGAGUUCCAUCUGAUUGGUUGCACAGAAUCCCAUUUGCAGGAAAGAAAUAAGAGAUCAUUAAGAAUGGAUAAUAAACAAAAGAAUGCUUUGAUUAUGGGUUUUGAUUAUAUCAUUAUAUCUUUACAAUAAAUUUGGUAU
Messenger RNA from Paramecium tetraurelia, 1822 nucleotides. RefSeq lists its product as uncharacterized. The record is from RefSeq and is a predicted model, not a curated record. The transcript is spliced from 3 exons. Lineage: Eukaryota; Ciliophora; Oligohymenophorea; Peniculida; Parameciidae.